Molecule: messenger RNA, 774 nt
Organism: Adineta ricciae
Lineage: Eukaryota; Metazoa; Rotifera; Eurotatoria; Adinetida; Adinetidae
Source: the annotation of a GenBank genome assembly
AUGGCGAUGUACGUUGAGCCACGUUCUGAUACGGAACAAUUUUUAGUCAAUGGACGUUUACAGAUGGUCUUGGAUAUGGAAACGGGUGAUCCUGAUGAUUUUGUCACAUUGAUAUUUCUCCUUGGUCAUCCAUUAGUACAUUUGAAAGCUGUAACAAUCGUUCCUGGUACACCUGAUCAAAUUGGUUUCAUUCGAUAUGCUUUAAAGCGUUUUAAUCGUCAUGACAUUCCAGUCGGAGUGUUUGAUAUAAAUGCUAAAGCAGCUCUUUCGAAAUUUCAUUUGAGGAUUUACAAAAAUGAAACAAUUGAGGAAUCUCGUGAUGCUUUAGAUGGAAGUGAAGUUCUUCUUAAAUAUUGUGAUGAACAAACGAUCUUAGUAUGUGGUGGACCGUUGAAAAAUGUGGCAAAAGCGAUCAAAACAGGUCAGUUGAAAUUAGGUCGUUUAGUUGCACAAGGUGGUUUUGCCGGUGAUAAUGUCGUUCCAAAAGAAAAACGUUUGAGAAAAUUUCAAGGAAGAACAACAUGUCCAACAUUUAAUCUUGGUUCGGAUUACAGAGCAGCAAAAAUCGUUUUGGAUUAUGCCGGAAUUAAAGAGAAAUAUUUCGUUUCGAAAAACGUUUGUCACGGUGUCGUUUACACGUUGGAAACACAUGAACGAUUAGCAUGGGUUAAAAAUCAUAGUCAAUCAUUACAAGAGAUUUAUCAUAUCAUCUGCGUGUUGUGCAAUCGAUCUUUCAAUUGGCGAAUGGAAAGAUGUGAAAUUAUACAUGGAUGA